UUAGAUCGAGCAGCAAAAACAAUGAGAAUUCAUAGGUGUGUUCAUGGCUUUCUGGUUUUCGGACUUUUAAUGGUGAUAUUAGCCAUGAGUACUCCUCCAUCUCUGGCUCAAGAAGCUAAGAUCGGAUUUUCCUUAAGAAAAAUUCAUGUUCACGUUGUUAACGGAUUGAGCGGCCAACAAUCAUUGUUCCUGCAUUGCAAAUCCAGAGAUGAUGAUCUGGGUACGCACAAUCUCGGGGUGGGGGAUGAAUACUCUUGGAGUUUCAGAGUGAACUUCCUUGCGACGACGCUUUUCUGGUGCUAUAUGCGCACCAGCAACGGCCUGCAUGCAGAAUUUGACGUGUUUUGGCCGAGCAAAGGUGACUGGCUUUCUUACAGAUGCAAUUGGAAGAAUUGCAUUUGGACUGCAAAAGAUGAUGGAAUUUACUUGAGAAAUAUCCCGGAAAAUUAUGAUGAGCUUCUUCACAAAUGGGAAUCGGUCCUGAUUAAUUAACCACCACCACCAAGAAUCAGUCCCUUAAUUUAAUAAUCUUGUCACAUUAAUUGCAUCUUCAAAUUAUGAAAAAGUUGUAAUAUGCAAGCCAUAAUUGUGACAGUCAGAUGCUUAAUUGCUUUUUAAUCAAGCGAAAGCAAGAAAAUUGUGGUCCUGUUUAAGCAUUUCAAUUUUAUUUCUUUA
This is a messenger RNA of Carya illinoinensis, 675 nucleotides long. RefSeq names its product S-protein homolog 1-like. The transcript has a single exon. Lineage: Eukaryota; Viridiplantae; Streptophyta; Magnoliopsida; Fagales; Juglandaceae. The record is from RefSeq and is a predicted model, not a curated record. The coding region runs from base 22 to 492 and encodes 156 amino acids.